AUGAUUGACAAUGUCUUCUCUCUCCACCAAAGCCCAGGGGGAAACGAAGUGACUUUCCCUUUUGACCUCAAAGAUUAUCAACGAUACGUCUUCGGGGAUGACAGGCUAGCGCACCGUCUCGGCACAGCCUGCGCUAAGGCCUUCAUUGCCCAUGGCUCUGGGUCCCGGGCUGCACAACCUACGACAGCACCAGCAAGCAAUCAAAGCGCAGCGGACGACGUUGCGGUUGCCGUUGUAUCCGGCUAUGUCCCUACCGCUACCCACAGCCUACGAAAUCACUUUGUCGCUUAUCUCAAUCGACACCUGAUCUCAACCAAUGCAAAUCCCGCCCUCAAAAUCGACCUCAAUGUAGUGGAGGGUCCACAUGGCCGAACUGGUCCACACGCGGGCACCGAAAACUAUUGUCUCGACCGCGAGCAGGUGGGGAACAGGCCGAUCAUCCUGUUGAGCGACAUUCGCUUGAGCCAGGACCGGGAACAUCGGGUGCGGUUGUCACUACGCUCGCAGCAUAUCGACAACCCACUUGUGUUCGUAUACCUUGCUGCCGUCACAGAGCCAACAAGAGUAUGUUCACUGUCGUCGAUACUGAGCUUCAUCGUCACUCCCUCUCUCAAGGAUGUCGAACUCCUCGCCCAGACGAACAGUUUCGUCAUGAAUGAAUGUUUCGUCCAAUACAUCUUGGGACGGGACGAUGAAGAGUUCUGUCGGUUUUUGAGAAGGCAAGACGAUGGCUUCGUGAGACUGCUGCUCGACUAUGCUAUUGGAGGGAGAUACUACGAUGACGACAUGUACCGAGCCAACGUAAAGUUCAUGCAGUGGGAGGUUGGGGCAAGAGAGAGCAUGUAA
This is a messenger RNA of Ascochyta rabiei, 846 nucleotides long. RefSeq lists its product as uncharacterized. The record is from RefSeq and is a predicted model, not a curated record. Lineage: Eukaryota; Fungi; Ascomycota; Dothideomycetes; Pleosporales; Didymellaceae. Bases 1 to 846 code for a protein of 281 amino acids. The transcript has a single exon.